AAAUCUCCCAAAACCCAUCUCCAAAAGUCGAUAUAUAUUUUGAAACCAAGGAGACGAAGAUUUUACACAGUUUGAAGAAGAAGAAGAAGAUGAAGUACAAGCGUAAGCUAAGUCUCUCUGUUGUCUUCUUCUUCGUCUUCUAUCUCGCGGCGGUCACUUCAGAUCUAGACUCUGACCGGAGAGCUUUAGUCGCUGUUCGUAACAGUGUUCGUGGCCGUCCUUUGUUAUGGAACAUGACUGCUUCUUCUCCUUGUAAUUGGCACGGAGUCACUUGCGAUGCGGGUCGGGUCACGGCUCUCCGAUUACCCGGAGCUGGUUUAUUCGGUUCUUUACCAAUCGGUGGAAUUGGUAAUCUAACCCAGCUUAAGACUCUCUCUCUCCGAUUCAAUUCUCUCUCUGGUCCAAUCCCUGCGGAUUUCUCAAACCUUGUUCUCCUCCGUUACUUGUAUCUCCAAGGUAAUGACUUUUCCGGUGAGAUUCCGUCGUUUCUCUUCACGCUUCCAAACCUAAUCAGACUUAAUCUUGGGGAGAAUAAGUUCUCGGGUCGGAUCCCGGAUAAUGUCAAUUCCGCGACCCGGUUGAUUACUCUGUAUUUAGAGAGGAAUCAACUCUCUGGUCCGAUCCCUGAGAUCACGCUUCGUCUUCAACAGUUCAAUGUUUCUUCUAAUCAAUUAAACGGAUCGAUUCCGAAUUCGUUGUCGACUUGGCCUCGAACCGCUUUUGAAGGGAACACUCUGUGUGGGAAGCCCUUAAAUUCUUGCGAGGCAGAGAGCCCAAGUGGUGACGCUGGAGGACCCAAUACGCCGCCGAAGAAAAAGGAUAACGAUAAAUUAUCCGCCGGAGCUAUUGCCGGAAUUGUGAUCGGAUGUGUUGUUGGUCUAUUGCUGCUUCUUUUGCUUCUGUUCUGUCUCUGUAGAAAGAGAAAGAAAGAAGAGAACGUUACAGCUAGAAAUGUUGAAGCUCCUGUCGCAGCUCCGACCUCCUCAGCUGCUAUACCCAAGGAAAGGGUUGUUGAUGCCCCGCCGGCAAAGGCUACGGCGUCGGAGAGUGGUGUGGUGAGUAAAGAUUUGACCUUUUUCGUGAAAUCUUUCGGGGAAUUCGAUUUGGAUGGAUUGUUGAAGGCUUCAGCUGAGGUUCUUGGGAAAGGAACAGUUGGGUCUUCGUAUAAGGCAAGCUUUGAUCAUGGGUUAGUGGUGGCUGUGAAGCGUUUAAGAGACGUUGUGGUGCCUGAGAAAGAGUUCAGAGAGAGAUUGCAGGUUUUGGGAUCAAUGAGUCAUGCCAAUCUUGUGACUCUGAUCGCUUACUAUUUCAGCCGCGACGAGAAGCUUCUUGUCUUUGAGUACAUGUCUAGAGGAAGCUUGUCUGCGCUAUUGCACGGGAACAAAGGAAACGGGAGAACUCCGUUGAACUGGGAAACCAGAGCCGGUAUAGCCGUAGGAGCUGCAAGAGCGAUUAGCUACCUACAUUCGCGUGAUGCCACAACUUCUCAUGGAAACAUUAAGUCCUCGAACAUACUAUUAUCUGACUCCUAUGAAGCUAAGGUCUCUGAUUACGGUCUUGCUCCUAUCAUUAGUUCUACAACUGCACCUAACCGCAUUGAUGGCUACCGUGCCCCUGAAGUCACCGAUGCUCGCAAAAUCUCCCAAAAAGCUGAUGUCUAUAGCUUUGGCGUCCUAAUCCUUGAAUUACUCACAGGUAAGUCUCCAACGCAUCAGCAAUUGAAUGAAGAAGGCGUCGAUUUGCCAAGAUGGGUCCAAUCUGUUACCGAUCAACAAUCACCGUCCGAUGUGCUUGAUCCCGAGCUCACAAGGUACCAACCUGAGGGCAAUGAGAACAUCAUUCGUUUAUUGAAGAUCGGUAUGAGUUGUACGGCUCAAUUCCCAGAUAGUCGUCCUUCGAUGGCCGAAGUCACCAGACUCAUUGAGGAGGUUUCCCAUUCAUCUGGCUCCCCAAAUCCAGUAUCCGACUGAUUUUCUGGGGUCUAAAUUGAUUAAUUUGAAA
Molecule: messenger RNA, 2001 nt
Organism: Arabidopsis arenosa
Lineage: Eukaryota; Viridiplantae; Streptophyta; Magnoliopsida; Brassicales; Brassicaceae
Source: the annotation of a GenBank genome assembly